AGUAGAGAAGGGGUUUCACCAUGUUGGCCAGGCUGCUUUCGAACUCCUGACCUCAGGUGAUCCGCCCUCCUCGGCCUCCCUAAGUGUUGGGAUUACACGCGUGAGCCACCGCUCCCGGCCUGUCCAUUUAUUUUUGUUUUCUUUUUGUCACACUAAAAUAUAAGCUCCAUGAGUGCAGUGACUCUGGAUCUGUGGGGCCCGGAAUAAACAGCGACUGACGCCGACUGCCUUCAGCAAGAGUCCGCUGGAGGAUGGCUGGAUAUUUCCGGGAGGGUCGCUCUGGCAGGAGCCGCUGGAGCUACCCUAGCAACGCCAUCCAAAUCAACCUGAACGAAGAAGUGCGGACACUCGCCCUGGCCCCUCCGUCCUGAAAAGCUGACCCGCGCAAACAGCAGCGAACAGCAAGACUCAGUUCUAGGUCGCUGCCGCCAAACUUUCCCAGGCCGGAAACAGCGUGGAAACGUUGCCGGAAGUGGAGACUGAAAGCGGCGGAAGGGACGCUGGAAUGUGGAGCGGUUGUGGGGCGGCUGCUGCGGAACUCGGCGAUUGUGGUUCCUGCCGUACUUCCCGUUCCUCAUCUAGUAACUCCCAUCUCAGCCCACGUAUCUCCCUGAGUGGAAAUCUCGGGCCCCAGACCAGUCGAUUGGGAGGUCCGCCCUCCCCUUCAGCGACUUGGUCUGUGUUUUGGCAGUUGCCCCGACAACAGUCACUUCCGGGAAGGGGCUCUGCGAAUCUCCUUCCGCGGGUCCGCUCAGAAUCAGCUGUCCUCUCAGACUGUGUGGGUGGUUUCCCCGGCCGCAGCUCCGUACGGGCGUGGAUUGCUGGGCCUCGGUGCACCCCAGCCUCCCCCACUCGGGUUCUGAGCUUGAGCUGGCGGCUCUUUUUAACUCUGCUUCACUGUUGCUCUUGGCAACAUCCACUUCCGGGAGCGAGUGCAGUUUCCCCCGCUCACCGCGGUCUAGGGAGCGUGGGAUUCCGGACUCUGAGCGACUGUUAGUGCGUCGCCGCUGCUGGCGAUCAGGCGACCCUCGGCCGGCAGGACCCGCGGGCCACGCAGCCCGGGCCUUCUCACCGCCUCAGUACCUCGGCGGGACCGCCAUGGUUCUGCUGCACGUGAAGCGGGGCGACGAGAGCCAGUUCCUGCUGCAGGCGCCUGGGAGCACCGAGCUGGAGGAGCUCACGGUGCAGGUGGCCCGGGUCUAUAAUGGGCGGCUCAAGGUGCAGCGCCUCUGCUCAGAAAUGGAAGAAUUAGCCGAACAUGGCAUAUUUCUCCCUCCAAAUAUGCAAGGACUGACCGAUGAUCAGAUUGAAGAAUUGAAAUUGAAGGAUGAAUGGGGUGAAAAAUGUGUACCCAGCGGAGGUGCAGUAUUUAAAAAGGAUGAUAUUGGACGAAGGAAUGGGCAAGAAACAAGUGGAAGCCGGUAUCUGUGUUACCAUGGAGAUGGUGAAAGAUGCCUUGGACCAGCUUCGAGGCGCGGUGAUGAUUGUUUAUCCCAUGGGGUUGCCACCGUAUGAUCCCAUCCGCAUGGAGUUUGAAAAUAAGGAAGACUUGUCGGGAACACAGGCAGGGCUCAACGUCAUUAAAGAGGCAGAGGCGCAGCUGUGGUGGGCAGCCAAGGAGCUGAGAAGAACGAAGAAGCUUUCAGACUACGUGGGGAAGAAUGAAAAAACCAAAAUUAUCGCCAAGAUUCAGCAAAGGGGACAGGGAGCUCCAGCCCGAGAGCCUAUUAUUAGCAGUGAGGAGCAGAAGCAGCUGAUGCUGUACUAUCACAGAAGACAAGAGGAGCUCAAGAGAUUGGAAGAAAAUGAUGAUGAUGCCUAUUUAAACUCACCAUGGGCGGAUAACACUGCUUUGAAAAGACAUUUUCAUGGAGUGAAAGACAUAAAGUGGAGACCAAGAUGAAGUUCACCAGCUGAUGACACUUCCAAAGAGAUUAGCUCACCUUUCUCCUAGGCAAUUAUAAUUAAAAAAAAAAAAAAGGCCACUUACUGCCCUCUGUUAAAGGUGUUAACAUUUCUAGUUUUCUUUUAGUGUGAAUUUUUAAAAUAGCAGUUAUUCAAGGUUUUAGAACUUAAUAAAUACCUAGUCAGAAGAAAA
Molecule: messenger RNA, 2098 nt
Organism: Pan troglodytes (chimpanzee)
Lineage: Eukaryota; Metazoa; Chordata; Mammalia; Primates; Hominidae
Gene: CFAP298
Product: cilia and flagella associated protein 298
Exons: 6
Coding region: 1328-1903 (191 amino acids)
Biological process (GO): regulation of cilium movement
Source: RefSeq, a predicted model, not a curated record